AUGCUCGUAGCGGUCAGUGCGGAAAAUGGCCUUGAUGGUGGAAGUGGUGAACUGCCACAACAUUCAUUAUUGGAACAAAUGACUGGCGAAGAUGGUGACACUCAAGAUGGCAGUCUAGAAGGCGAAGACUAUGACAAUGAACCGGAUGGUGAACUGCACGAUGACAGUGAACAGUACGUUGAUCCGCAUCAGAGCGGUGAAAUCUACAUAGGUGACGUUCUCGAGGAAGAAUGUGGAAAAUAUAAAGACUUGGAUACGAAGGUGGCCGGAGAGAUUAGAGGGGAUGUGGAACAUGUCAAAGCAACGCUGAAUGACAACGUCAAUUGUGAUUGCACCAAGACAGCAGUGAAACUUCUACAAUUUCUACAAGAAGAGGAACGGAUAUCCAGUGAUUCAUAUUACGCUUAUACCAAGAUUAAUAAGGAAGAACCGAAUGAUAAAAUUGCUGAACGUCUUUGGAGCAAAGGUAUCAUGACAGGCCUGCUAGAAGUCGCAGUAGGGAACAACAACGUGGAACUCAAAUUUGGAUGCGCUAAGGACAAUGACUGGGCAGUUUGCACGUUCAAAGUCCCUGAGAAUCAGCGGGACAACAUUGAAGCAGAAGCGAAAAAACGUGCAGUAGAGCGGCAGAAUAAAGCAUGGGAGGAGCUGAAGAAGGAGAUGGAGUCAAAUUCUGCGUAA
Molecule: messenger RNA, 681 nt
Organism: Cylicocyclus nassatus
Lineage: Eukaryota; Metazoa; Nematoda; Chromadorea; Rhabditida; Strongylidae
Source: the annotation of a GenBank genome assembly